AUGUUUGUCUUCAAAUACCUUGUCGUAUCAUUCCUGUUCGCUGCGUUUGGUAUGGCGGAUCCAGCAAUCUCCAACCAGGACACACCCUGUCUUUCGGCGUGCGGCAAGUGGUCCGAGGUUGUCGCGACAUGCUACCAGGUGUUCACUAUCACGCCCCACACGAAUGGGGACUUUUUCUCACAAGGAUUCCUCGCCUGCCUCUGCACCGGCCGGAAUACCAACGGCACAGAGUAUGGCAACGCGACCAUGACCCAGGUCGCGGGCGUGUGCCAGUCGUGCUCCACGACGCCCAAUAACAUCAAGACUGACUUGUCUACCUUUCUUGGACUCUGUGCGAUUCAAGCAUCGAACGGGAGCGCGGCCAAUGCUUCGUCCUACGCCCCUCUGGGGUACAAGACGGGAGAGGACGCCAACCCAGACCUAAAGAACUCGGCUAGAGCGGUGGCGCCAGGCACCAUGCUCGGAGCGGCCGCCGUGCUUCUUACGGGCGCGCUGGCUGUGCUGUAG
Molecule: messenger RNA, 507 nt
Organism: Cutaneotrichosporon cavernicola
Lineage: Eukaryota; Fungi; Basidiomycota; Tremellomycetes; Trichosporonales; Trichosporonaceae
Exons: 3
Coding region: 1-507 (168 amino acids)
Source: RefSeq, a predicted model, not a curated record